Boleophthalmus pectinirostris (great blue-spotted mudskipper) is the source of this 1108-nucleotide messenger RNA. It is a transcript of the gene myom1b, whose product is annotated as myomesin 1b. Lineage: Eukaryota; Metazoa; Chordata; Actinopteri; Gobiiformes; Gobiidae. The coding region runs from base 86 to 532 and encodes 148 amino acids. The record is from RefSeq and is a predicted model, not a curated record. The transcript is spliced from 5 exons.
GGCCAUAGCCUUCUCUGACCGUAUAAAGAGUGGAGUUGUGGGUGAACAGCUCUGGCUACAAAUCACAGAGCCCACAGAAAAAGACAUGGGCACAUACGCCAUUGAGUUUAACGAUGGAAAAGGUGGCCUGAGGAGGACUGUGGAGCUGAGCGGACAAGCGUAUGACGAUGCUUUUGCAGAAUUCCAGAGACUCAAGGCUGCUGCUAUUGCAGAGAGAAGUCGUGCUCGUGUAGCAGGAGGUCUUCCUGAUGUGGUCACUAUUCAGGAGGGCAAGGCCCUGAAUUUAACCUGUAAUAUUUCUGGCGACCCUGUGCCCGUGGUUACCUGGCUGAAGAACGACAAAGAGAUCACAUCAGAUGAGCACUGCAUCCUUAAGUUUGAGUCGGGCAAGUUUGCCAGCUUCACCAUCACUGGUGUGAACAUUUCAGACUCUGGCAAGUACAGCAUCCUGGUGAAGAACAAGUACGGCACGGAGAGCGGAGACUUCACUGUAAGUGUGUUCAUCCCAGACCAGGCCAGUAAGAGCAAGUAACAUGCUCUCUGCAAACAUGUACAAAUGAAAGGUACUGCAAGAGGCUAAAAAGAGGAAAAUGUUGAAGUUGUUUGUGUAGACAGUAAGAAAGUGAUAUUUAUUUAUGUUAAGUGAUGGAAAAAAUCAGCGUAGAGAUAACACAGAAGAUUUUAUAAAUGAAUCUCUCACACAACGCACUACAUGUACCCUUAACCAGGUAGCCUAUUGUAAUAAGACAUAUCAGAUGAAAAUUAAAGAAGUUACUGUAUGUAUUAUAAUUCGGUAAGUUUUGUUUUAGCAGAUUUUACCUCAACAAUGUGUCCUCUGGUUUUAGCUCAGAUAUAAACACGGAUUUUGAAAAACAAAAUUACGAAAAUUCAAGUUAAAGCUUAGUCAUGUGAUGUCAUGUUUCCUGUUUUAACUGUGAAAGUUGUUUCCCACCCUCACUUUAUGUUCUUCACUACAAUUAUGACACUCCCUCAUCAUUAGAUCAUUAUUUGUAAUGACACUGUUACAAAGGCCCUGUAUUACGGUUCAUGCAAGUAUGUCACUGUAUCCUUGGUGGUGAAACUAAUAAAUAAGCAUGUGCCUUCCUGA